Messenger RNA from Monodelphis domestica (gray short-tailed opossum), 2013 nucleotides. RefSeq names its product RNA polymerase III subunit C (gene POLR3C). Gene Ontology annotation, molecular function: single-stranded DNA binding. Gene Ontology annotation, biological process: DNA-templated transcription. NCBI's taxonomy places the organism in Eukaryota, Metazoa, Chordata, Mammalia, Didelphimorphia, Didelphidae. Gene Ontology annotation, cellular component: RNA polymerase III complex. The record is from RefSeq and is a predicted model, not a curated record.
GGCUCCGGAAGAAGAACCGGAAGGAGGUGGGGGAGGCUCGGAAGUAUUUCGUUUCACUGGGUACCGGACCGCACUUGGCCGGCGUGGUAUGGCUGAACAUUGAUUCGAGAUUGUGAGUCCCUGCCAGGUGCAGAAAGCGGAUGCUGCGCGGGUCCCGUCCCAAGAACAAGUGAACGCCUUCUGUGUGCUGGGCGCUGAGGAUACAAGAGGCGAUGAUGCCUGCCCUCAAGGAGCUUACCGUCUAACGGGCUUGGGAGAGGACCCUGGGAUGGGGCAUUUAUGCGCCAAGAUGCCAGAGGUCCUGUUUCCUAGGACUGAGACUUCAUAGCACAAUGACUCAAGCAGAAAUUAAACUAUGUUCUUUGCUGCUUCAAGAGCAUUUUGGAGAGAUAGUGGAUAAAAUUGGAACUCAUCUUAUCAGAACAGGUGGCCAACCAUUGAGAGUAAUUGUCCAUGAUACAGGAACAUCACUAGAUCAGGUAAAGAAAGCCCUAUGUGUCCUCAUCCAACAUAACCUGGUAACUUACCAGAUACACAAACGAGGGAUUGUGGAAUAUGAAGCCCACUGCAGUCGGAUUUUGCGGAUCCUGAGGUAUCCCCGAUACAUCUAUACAGCCAAGACCUUGUACAGUGACACAGGAGAGUUGAUUGUAGAGGAACUUCUGCUCAAUGGGAAAAUGACCAUGUCAGCUGUGGUAAAGAAGGUGGCUGACCGACUCACAGAGACCAUGGAAGAUGGGAAAACCAUGGACUACUCCGAGGUGUCCAGCACAUUUGGCCGUCUAGCAGACACACACUUUGUACAGCGAUGCCCCUUUGUUCCUGAUCCCACAGACAGUGCCGAUGCUCAGCCGCCGCCACCUGCCCCAACACUUAGCAUUAACGAGAAGGACAUGUACCUGGUUCCCAAACUGAACCUUAUAGGAAAAGGAAAGCGGAGGCGAUCAUCUGAUGAUGAUGCAGCCGGAGAGCCCAAGCCUAAGCGGCCAAAGCAAACAGCAGAGAGCAAAGAGCCCAUUCCAGAUGAUGGCAUUUACUGGCAGGCCAACCUUGACAGAUUCCACCAGCAUUUCCGUGACCAGUCUAUUGUGAGUGCAGUCGCCAACAGAAUGGAUCAGACCAGCAGCGAGAUUGUUCGGACCAUGCUCCGAAUGAGUGAAAUCACCACUUCCUCCUGUGCUCCUUUCACCCAGCCCCUGUCUUCAAAUGAGAUCUUCAGAUCUCUCCCUGUUGGAUAUAACAUCUCCAAGCAAGUUCUUGAUCAGUAUUUGACUCUUCUGGCAGAUGAUCCACUGGAGUUUGUUGGGAAGUCAGGUGACAGCGGUGGAGGAAUGUAUGUCAUCAACCUCCACAAGGCUUUGGCAUCACUGGCCAUGGCAACGCUGGAGUCCAUUGUACAGGAAAGGUUUGGGUCUCGAUGUGCCAGGAUAUUCCGAUUGGUUUUGCGGAAGAAGCACCUGGAACAGAAACAGGUAGAAGAUUUUGCUAUGAUUCCUGCCAAAGAAGCUAAGGAUAUGCUGUACAAGCUGCUGUCAGAAAAUCUCAUAUCCUUACAGGAGAUCCCUAAAACACCAGACCAUGCCCCUUCUCGGACCUUCUACCUAUAUACGGUGAAUUCCCUGUCUGCUGCCCGAAUGCUGCUACGCCGCUGCUACAAGAGCAUCGCCAACUUGAUAGAAAGGCGGCAGUUUGAGACCAAAGAGAACAAGCGACUGCUGGAGAAGUCCCAGAGAGUAGAAGCCAUCCUUGCAUCCAUGCAGGCCACAGGAGCUGAAGAGGCACAGCUACAGGAGAUUGAGGAGAUGAUCACAGCCCCUGAACGCCAGCAGCUGGAGAGUUUGAAGCGCAAUGUCAACAAGUUAGAUGCCAGUGAGAUCCAAGUGGAUGAAACCAUCUUUGUGCUGGAGUCCUAUGCAGAGAGUACCAUGAAAAGAGCUUGAUGGGAUGGGGGCGGGAAGGGGGAGAUCCUUCCUGGGGAAAGAAUAAAAUGCAUAUUUGAUGAAUGGCAACAAA